ACAAAAUGAAAAGUAUCUUAUUGAUCACAUUAUUGGCUUUGACAUAUACAGCAGAUCCAGAAUAAUGUUUAAAAGAAAAAUGUCCAAAUGAAUAUGCAGCAUGUUAAAAAGAAGUAUUUGGUUGUGCUUCUGCUGCUAUGAAAUGUAAGAACUAAUGUGGUGGUGAUGAUGCUUAAUGUAUGUUAGAUUGUGCAUUGGCUUCAAAAAAUGCCAAACUUAUAGCAUUGUAUUCUAUAAACUAUUUUUAGAGCUGAAUGUGGACAUGCAAAUUGUUCAGAAGUGGCAUUCACUUACUGUGAUAUUUAAAUAUGUGUAGAAUCAUUCAAAUAAGAAUGUAUGACAUCACAAAGUUUAUAAUCAUUCUAAUGUGCUUCCACUUUCCUUUAAAGACAUUCCGAAUGUUAAUGCAUUAUGGAAUUUUGAAGUCCAUUAUAAGCAAC
Molecule: messenger RNA, 440 nt
Organism: Paramecium sonneborni
Lineage: Eukaryota; Ciliophora; Oligohymenophorea; Peniculida; Parameciidae
Source: the annotation of a GenBank genome assembly